Messenger RNA from Zingiber officinale, 749 nucleotides. Its product is annotated as heavy metal-associated isoprenylated plant protein 16-like. Bases 40 to 450 code for a protein of 136 amino acids. The transcript has 2 exons. Lineage: Eukaryota; Viridiplantae; Streptophyta; Magnoliopsida; Zingiberales; Zingiberaceae. The record is from RefSeq and is a predicted model, not a curated record.
AAGCUACAACACUAGUCACUGCUUUGAUUAAUUCUUAAGAUGGCUAAGCAGAAGGUGGUGUUGAAGGUGGCCAUGAAAGACCCCAAGAGGUGCUCCAAAGCUCUCAAGACCGCCGUCGGCUUGCCCGGCGUGCUCUCUGUGGCUCUGGACAAAGACUGCCUCAUCGUGGUUGGCGAUGGUGUUGACUCGGUCGCGCUGACCACCAUCCUCAGGAGGAAGAUGGGUACCGCCGACCUCGUCAGCAUCGGAUCAGCCGAAGAAAAGAAAGAGCAGAAACCUGCGGAACCAACGAAAGAGGAGAAACCAGCGACUGUGGCCAAGUUCAAUACGAUGACUUGGCAGCCGAUGCCGGCGAGCUACUACAUCAUGUAUCCUGCAGCCCCACAACCGUAUUAUCACUACCAGCACGCUUACCAAACCUGCCCAGUUAACGAUUGUCUCACGAUGUAAAGAGAUCUUAGCUAGUAGAAUGGUCAAAAAUAAUAGACUUGUUUUCAUUAAUAUACUGUAAAAGAGCUUGAUCUUAUGGAAGGCUUGUGAUAUGAAUAAGGUUAAGCAGUUUGUGGCACUAAUAAGCAAUUUUACUGUCUCAUUCCAUUUGAGUUAGCAAAAUUCAGUGCUCAAUCAGUUUUGUCAUUGAUAUAGAAAAUGUUCCACAUUUUAUUGAACCGAAACAUCACCCUCUAUUUUCCUGUUCAAUUUUUUUUUCUUUCACGUUUAAAAUUUUCUCAAUCGGUUAAAAAAAUGAU